Molecule: messenger RNA, 1914 nt
Organism: Nerophis ophidion (straightnose pipefish)
Lineage: Eukaryota; Metazoa; Chordata; Actinopteri; Syngnathiformes; Syngnathidae
Product: placenta-specific protein 9-like
Exons: 5
Coding region: 229-732 (167 amino acids)
Source: RefSeq, a predicted model, not a curated record
GAUGAGAAGAGUCAGCUCUGAUCCGACCCACACGCCUCCUGGUCCUGGAGGAGAACGGGUCCUGGAGGGGUGCGGGGGUUUGCAACCAAUGACCUUCUCAGCAGCUGACUGUGGCGCUGGGGAACCACACGGUGAUGGAGAAGGAAAACUGGGCGCAACCACGUCUGGGGAGAGAUUGCACAGCAAAGGCAAAGGAAGGAAGAGCUGCACUGUAGGGAUUUUUUCACCAUGGCCCACCCCUCUGUCACCCUUGUUGGACUGUUCAUCCUCGUGAUUGGCUCCACUGUGGCAGGGCAAUCCCAACACUACAGCGAAGCAUGGUGGUGGCAGCAUCAUGCAGUGGGGAUGUUUUUCAGCAGCAGGCUAGAGGGAAAGAUGAAUGCAGAAAACUACAGAGACAUCCUGGAUGGAAACCAACGCUCCCCAUCCAACCUGAUGGAGCUUGAGAGGCGCUGCGAAGAGGAAUGGGCAAAAAGGAAUGGGCAAAACUGCCCAAAGUUAGAUUCUGAGAGAACACCUCGAGCGGCCCCUUCAAGUGCAUGUCAGGAACACGCAAGUCUUCACAACCGCCUGGAUGUGGUGGAAAAGAAAGUGGAGGACACUGUUGGCAAGUUGGAGGCUGAGCUGGCUGCACUCCUGGAGGACAUUGAAGACCCAAAGUGGCGCCCCCUGCUGGACAAGACAGGAAAUCCUGUCGACAUCCUGGAUGACCCUGCGAGUGUUCAGUCCUAAAUCAAACACCCAUUAAGGAAUUUGACACAGUUGAAGUUUGCAUUAAUACAAUAUAUCACUUACUUAUAUGUCAGUCCUUCCAGAAUUUCACUGGCUUGAAUUUGCGGCAACUUUUUCAAAAAGUUGCGAUGGAUAACAAAAAAAUUAAAGCAAAUUUGUUAUCAAAGUAUUUUUUUGUAACUAUAACGCCUCCAAAACACAUUUUGUUUUUAACAAUAAAAAAAAUAAGCUUUAUUUUGACACAAAUUUGUGUUUACUUUGUAAAUAAAUAGUGACCUUUUAUUCCUAACUUACAAGAUGACACUAGAGGGCAGACUGCAUUAUUCUGUUUGUAUUACAAAUGCUUCCUUUUGAUGUCUAUACAUUCUCUGUUUAUGCUUUGCUUUGUAACUAUAACGCCUCCAAAACACAUUUUGUUUUUAACAAUAAAAAAAAUAAGCUUUAUUUUGACACAAAUUUGUGUUUACUUUGUAAAUAAAUAGUGACCUUUUAUUCCUAACUUACAAGAUGACACUAGAGGGCAGACUGCAUUAUUCUGUUUGUAUUACAAAUGCUUCCUUUUGAUGUCUAUACAUUCUCUGUUUAUGCUUUGCCGUUAAAAAUCUGGUCCAUCGUAAACGUUAAUAUAUUUUACAAGGAAGUUAGGCCGUGUUUGUGUAGCCAAAUGCCAAUAUACUACAUUAGUCAGAAGGCUUAGCACGUAAGACGGGGAGCCGGAUGAGGUUCUGCGCUACGAAUGAGUAGGUUUAGGCAUCGAGCGUCCUUGUGAACCGGAUCUUACAUUCCGUUUCUCCCAGAACCAUUCAAACUUUUAAAAUGUUGAUUCCCAUUAGCAUUGCUAAUCCUGCCUUCUAGAAGAAUUAGCUGCAACAGAGGCAGUUAGCAGCAAACUGAAUUUCCAAACACCGUGAGGAGCCACUCCCUCAAGUCACUAAUUGUCAAUUGCUACAAAUAAACUGCAGUUCUUUAGUAUUAUCAUCACUGAAGGACGGGGCUAAACAUGUUACGCACAAAUAAUGAGCAAGCAGGACCAGGCGAGCUAAAAGCCGAGCAAGCCAUUGAACUGUGCAUAGAACCUAGUAAACUUUAAAGGUGUCAUAUGUAAUAGUUUCAUGUCAAGUCAUCAAUAAAUGGCUCCAAUAUGUCAAAAGGCAUUAAUAAAGCAUGUUCUUUUCAAACACA